AAUUCCCUCCACACUUGUUUUCAGUCACGCUGGAGAAGAGGCCCCUCUGUUUCCCAGGCAUGACUACGGCGUGGAGAGUCCUGCUGCUGUGGGUUUGUGUCUGCAUCUGGCUUCCAGCCCAGGCCGGAGGAGCUUUGGUCAUUUCCAGCAGAAAUGUUCUGACACAGGAGACUGAAGAAGUUAUGGGCACCAGGUCAAUAAAGAAAAGAAGCACCGACUCUGCCAACGUGGAGGUGCACAGUGUGACAGUGGACUGCAAGGUGACGUCUCGUUUCGCCCACACCGUCAUGACCUCCAGGGCUCUGAACAAAGCCAACUCCUCCCAGGAAAUCUUCUUCGAAGUGGAGCUGCCCAAGACCGCCUUCAUCACCAACUUUACCAUGGAGACUGACGGUCAGAUGUACGUUGGGGAGGUGAAAGAAAAAGAGAAAGCCAAGAAACAAUAUGAUAAAGCUGUGUCCUCCGGGCAAACAGCUGGACUGGUCAAGGCCUCUGGGAGAAAGAUGGAGAAGUUUUCAGUGUCUGUCAACAUUGCAGCCAAAAGUAGCGUGGCUUUCAUUCUGACCUACGAGGAGCUCCUUCAGAGGAAACUGGGCCAAUAUGAAAUCCUGACUCGUGUUCAGCCCAAACAACCGGUGCAGGAGUUUAAGAUCGUGGCAGACAUCUAUGAGCCACAGGGGAUUGCUCAUGUUGAUGCCCAUGCAACCUUCCUCUCCAAUGAACUGCUCUCCCUGGUAGAGAAAACUGUCACAGACACAAUGGCACACAUCUCUUUCUCACCAACACUGGAGCAGCAGAUGAAGUGUCCAGGAUGUGAAGGCACCAUAAUCGAUGGCGAUUUCAUCAUCAAUUAUGACGUGAUACGAGAAGAGGGCCCAGGGGAAGUUCAGAUUGUAAAUGGAUACUUUGUGCACUUCUUCGCUCCCCCUGACCUGCACAGAGUCCCAAAGAAUGUGGUGUUUGUGAUCGACAGGAGCGGAUCGAUGAGUGGAAGAAAGAUUGCACAGACCAGGGAGGCAUUGGUUGCCAUUCUGAAGGACCUCCACCAGGAGGACCACUUCGCUCUCAUCAUGUUUGAUAAUGACAUUGUCACCUGGAAGAACUCUCUCAGCAAAGCAACACAGAAAAACGUGACAGAAGCCAUCGCCUACGUGAACAAACUAAGAGACAACGGAGCCACUGAUAUCAAUAGUGCUGUACUGAGGGCAGUGAGCAUGCUGAAGAGCCAAAGAGAAAAAAAGAUGCUUCCAGAGAGAAGUGUGGAUAUGAUUAUUUUACUGACUGAUGGGAUGCCAAACCAUGGGGUGUCCCACGUCCCAACAAUCAGGCAGAAUGUACACAAAGCCAUCGAGGGGAAGAUGUCUCUGUUCUGUCUUGGAUUUGGAAAUGACGUGGACUUCUCCUUCCUGGAUGUGAUGAGCAGAGAAAACAAGGGACUGGCCCGCAGAAUAUUUGAGGGUUCAGAUGCAGCCAUUCAGCUCAAGGGUUUCUAUGAGGAAGUGUCGAACCCUCUGCUCUUGGAGGUGGACCUGCGUUAUCCUGACAAUGCAGUGGAUGGCUUGACCAAAAACCACUUCAGCCAGUUGUUUAACGGCUCAGAGAUUGUGGUUUCUGGUCGGCUGACAGAUAAUGACAUCGAUAACUUCUCAGUGGAAGUGUUUGGCCAGGGGCCUGACAAGGACCUCCAAGUAUCGGCAAAGGCCAGAGUGGUAAACUGGGAGUCGACCUACCCAGAACAGGAGUACAUCUUUGGGAAUUUUACAGAGCGUUUGUGGGCAUACCUCACCAUCCAGCAGCUACUGGAGGGCAGUGACAUUGGUACUCAGCAAGAUAAAAACGUUACGGCAACUAAGGCACUGGACAUGUCCCUGCGGUACAGCUUCGUCACCCCUCUCACCUCCAUGGUGGUCACCAAGCCUGAAACUGAGGAUGGAGCAGAUAAAACUCUCAUCGCUGACAAGCUGACUGAGGACCAGCGACAGAAAGCAGAGAGACACCAAAGUUCCUCAGCCAGGUCAUCUAGUGCCAGUGCUAGCAGGGCUCAAGGCAGUUCCCGCAGAGCUGGUUUCAGUCGCCAGUCUCAGGCAGAUGUGGACGGAGACCCUCACUUCAUGAUAGAGCUACCAAACAGAGAUGACGCUCUGUGCUUCAACAUCAACGACAAACCAGGAACCAUUUUCACUCUGGUCAGAGACCCAAAAUCAGGCUUUUUGGUGAAUGGCCAAAUUAUUGGAAAGAAGAAAGUUGUUCUAGAUGGUAAAACCAACACCUACUUUGGGCGUUUUGGUAUCAGCCAUCAGAAGCUGGGAGUGAGGCUGGAGGUGAGCACUCAGGACAUCUCAGUCCUCCACGAUGGCAGGCAGGUCAGGAUGCUGUGGUCUGAUACAGCCUCUAUCAAAGAAACCAAUAUGGACCUCAAGUUAACAAAGAACUGCAGCCUGACGGUGACACUGAGGCACUCUGUUAAAUUUACAGUCAUCAAACACACAAAGGUGUGGAAGAGACGCCAUGAUCAACAAGACUACCUGGGUUUCUACACAGUGGACAGCCACCACAUGUCUCCUUCAGUUCAUGGCCUGCUAGGUCAAUUCUACCAUGGGAUUGAGUUUGAGGUGACAGACCUGCGCCCAGGUGAAGUGCAGGAGAAAUUAGAUGCCACCAUGUAUGUGAAGGGACGAACAGUCAACGUGACCAGACACUGGCAGAAGGACUUUAGCAGGGAUGUGAAGAACGGAGAAAGUAUUCCCUGCUGGUUUGUUGACAAUGACGGAACAGGCCUCAUUGAUGGAAGAGCCUCAGACUACAUUGUGUCAGGGCUUUUUAAGACUGUUUGAAUCUUGAAAAUUGAAAUUCUCAUCAUGGUCCAUCAAUACGGUGACAGUGUUGCGUGGAGAGAUGGUGCAGAUUAUAAUGGGUCGCAGCGUGUCACCAUUAAAAGGUUACACAAAGGUCACAAGGAGAAACAAGGAUUAUAAAAACACUGAGUUUUAAGAUAAUACAAAAUGAAUUUAUUAUGAAUUUAUAUUCUAACUAGUGCAAUUUUUUAAAUAACUGUACAGUUAUGUCUGAGGAGCAUAUUCACUACAAUGAAAAUGAGUGUAAUUUGAGCUGUAAUACAAGGUGAAGAGUGUUUUAUAUAGUUCAUAUACAUUCACUAAUAAACUAAAUAUGUUCAGUAAAGUACCUCACAUACCAAAUUAACUUGUCUUAACAUGUCUUUGUAAUCAAAUAAAAGUUUUCUGUUAAAAAAAAA
Molecule: messenger RNA, 3253 nt
Organism: Lates calcarifer (barramundi perch)
Lineage: Eukaryota; Metazoa; Chordata; Actinopteri; Centropomidae
Product: inter-alpha-trypsin inhibitor heavy chain H3
Exons: 22
Coding region: 60-2834 (924 amino acids)
Biological process (GO): hyaluronan metabolic process
Molecular function (GO): serine-type endopeptidase inhibitor activity
Source: RefSeq, a predicted model, not a curated record